This is a messenger RNA of Kickxella alabastrina, 1141 nucleotides long. RefSeq lists its product as uncharacterized. NCBI's taxonomy places the organism in Eukaryota, Fungi, Kickxellomycota, Kickxellomycetes, Kickxellales, Kickxellaceae. The coding region runs from base 110 to 1021 and encodes 303 amino acids. The transcript has a single exon. The record is from RefSeq and is a predicted model, not a curated record. Gene Ontology annotation, molecular function: oxidoreductase activity.
GUCUUGUGUGCAUCAUCCCUUUUUCUCCUCUUUAUCCUCCCUUUGUCUUUCUCAUUAAUCAUUUUUCUCUCAUUUUUUCUUUCUUUCUUUUUGGCGGGUUUCUAAAAAAAUGGCCUCCGAGUCAAAUCAUAUGGCGUACCUACUGGGCGCGCUGAUUGCCGUUGGCAUCGCAUACUUUUUCUUCAACCCCAGCGGGGGCCAGUCCAAGGCCGUCAGCGUCCCGGCCGCCAACGCCAACGCCAACGCCAACAAGCUCUCGGCGCCAGUCUCCGACGCCAUUCUGCAUUCCUCUGAGUACCGUAAAUUCAAGCUUACCGCCAAGAUCCAGCUGAGUCCUAACACUGCACGCUACCGCUUCGAACUGCCCUCCUCUGAAUCUGUUCUCGGUCUGCCUAUCGGUCGCCACAUCCAGCUCAUGGCUGUGAUUGACGACAAGGAUGUCAUGCGUAGCUACACACCCACAUCGACGGAUAGGGACAAGGGCUACUUUGAACUGGUCGUCAAGACCUAUCCGAAUGGUUUGAUCUCCUCGUACCUGGCUGCCAUGGAAAUUGGUGACACGAUCAACGUCCGCGGCCCCAGCGGUGCUUUCAGGUACACUCCCAACAUGAGCCGCGCCAUUGGUAUGAUUGCUGGUGGCACUGGGAUCACCCCGAUGUACCAGAUCAUCCAGCACAUUUUGGAUAACCCCGAGGACAAGACUGUGCUGAGCGUGCUGUUUGCCAAUGUCAAUGAGGAUGAUAUUCUUUUGCGCGAGCAGCUCGACAAGUGGGCCGCUGAGCACGAGAACUUUAAUGUGCACUAUGUGCUGAACAACCCACCAGAGGGAUGGACCGGCGGCAUUGGCUUUAUCAACAAGGAACUGCUCCAGAAGCACAUGCCCGCGCCCGCUGAUGAUAUCAAGGUCUUGAUUUGCGGCCCGCCGCCUAUGGUCAAGGCCAUGGACAGUCAGCUUGUUGAGCUGGGUUACGAGAAGGUCAAGGUCAUCUCCAAGCCUGAUCACCAGGUAUUCAAGUUCUAGAAUGGGUCUGCGAUCAACCGGAUGUUGAAAAAUGCAUUCAUGUUUGCGAGCUUUGAAAUAAAUGUUUUUUAUUUGUUUAUUUUACAAUAGAAAGUCUAAAUUUUAUUUUUAUAUUAACAA